AUGAGUGAACUAGUGGACGUGACCCACAAAAGCCAUCGCGAGCACAAAACCGGGCGAAAAGCUGAGAAGAAAAAAUUACAGAAGGAAAAAAAGUCAAACAAUGCUUCAGAGCGGCCACAGAACCCGAAAGCAUUUACCUUCAACUCGGCGAUUGGAGCUGAAAGACGUUUUCGCCGGAAGCAGGAUUUAACCACCAAGAAAACUCACAUUCCGUAUGUCGACAGAACUCCAAUCGAGCCUCCACCAAUCCUGGUCGCCGUGGUGGGACCUCCGAAGGUCGGUAAGUCUUUGCUAAUCCACUGUCUGAUUAAGAACUUCACCAGAGACCCGCCGAAGGACAUCAAAGGUCCCGUGACAGUGGUGUCUGGGAAGAAGCAGCGCAUCACCUUUGUCGAGUGCAACAACGACCUCAACUCGAUGAUCGACAUAGCGAAGGUCGCAGACCUGGUGCUGCUCCUGGCCGACGCGUCUUUUGGAUUCGAGAUGGAGAUCUUUGAGUUCCUUAACAUUUGCCAGGUCCACGGAAUGCCCAAGAUCAUGGGAGUCCUGACGCACUUGGACCUGAUCAAGGACGCGACCAAGCUGAAGAAGACCAAGAAAGUCCUGAAGCACCGGUUCUGGACUGAAGUCUACAACGGAGCAAAGCUUUUCUACCUCUCUGGACAGAUCCACAACGAGUAUCUACGGAAUGAAGUGAAAAAUCUUGCUCGGUUUAUUUCAGUGAUGAAGUUCCGGCAGCUGACCUGGCGCUCCAGUCAUCCGUACAUUCUCGCAGACAGAGUUGAGGACAUGACUGACCCGGAGACAGUCAAGAGGACCCCCAAAGUCGAUAGGACUGUCUGCUUUUAUGGGUACAUGCGAGGGUGUCCACUCAGGAAGGAUUCUUCGGUUCACAUUCCUGGAGUCGGGGACUUGAGGGUCAAGGAUGUCAGCUUUCUGCCGGACCCUUGUCCGCUGCCAGAGACCCUGAAGAAGAGAGCGCUGAUCGAGAAAGAGAGACUGGUCUAUGCGCCCUUCUCUGGGGCCGGUGGCAUUAUUUAUGAUAAGGAUGCUGUCUAUGUCGAGCUCGGAGGCAGUCAUUCGUUUAAGGAACAAGAUAAUGAAAUGAUCUCUGGGAUGAUUGGCACCGCGGGGACUCUGGAUGAAAAGCUCGAGAUGAGCGAGUUGAAGCUGUUCAGUGACUCCAAAACGAUUUUAAGCAAAGAGGUUGAUGAGGUCUUUGGCAAGCAGCAGGAAAAUGUUUUUGAUAAUGGCAGGAUGAGGAGGAAGGUUAUUUUUAAUGAUGAUGAUCAUGAUAAUGGUGAUGGUCAAGAGUCAGGUGAUAAUGAUGAAGAUGAUGAAAAUGAUGAAAAUGAUGAUGAAGAAGAAGGAGAAGAAAGCUCGAGAGUUCUGGAGAGAAUUGAUGAGGGAGAUGAAGAGGCAGAGAAUGUUAAUGAUGAUCGAGAAUUAGAUGAAAAAUCUAAAGAAAGUAAUAAAAAAUUAAAAAUAAGUGACGAUGAAUCGUCAGAUCUUGAACUCAAAAAUUCAUCGACUAAUAAAGAAAAUGCUCAAGCUAAUUCACCAAACAAAGGAGUGAAAAAAAAUGCUACAAGUGAAUUAAGUAAAAAAAUAUCCGAGACAUUGAAAAGUUUAGAAAAAAAAAAUUUAGGCGAACAAAACGAAGAAAGCGACGAUGAGAUGAGUGACAAUGAUUCAGAGGGCUCGGUUGAAGAUAUGGAUGCCGAUGGUGACAGAAGGUGGUGGACUCGAACUGCCGAGGAGGCGAGUCGAGAGUUUGAGAAUAGGCGGAGGAACGUUCGCAGUAUCAUGAAAUUAGUUUACGACGUUGAGCAACCUAAGUCAGCAGAAAAGGAAGAUGAAGAGGAAGGUGACGAGGUUGCAGGGAUAUUCCGUGUGAUCACGGAGAAGCAGAAGAAGAAAAUUGAAGGCCGAGAGUUGGAAGACCAGGAAGACACCGUCUUCUACAACCUGGAGCCUCCGUCAGAAGAGGAAACGGCGAAGCGCUCUCAAGAUGCGCGCGCGUUUCUCAUCCAAGGCUGGCAAGAGUCCGAAGAUGCGAACGAGCUGCUGAAGUUAGACAACCUGAAGGAGGACGGCGAAGAAGAAGAAGUCUUUGGUGACUUUGAAGAUCUGGAAACUGGAGAAAAGUUUGACGCGAAGACCGACAACCCUGCGCCUAAGGAGAGGACUGAGGAUGAAGAUGAGGAACGGAAGAAAUUGCUGGAGAAGAAGAGGAAGAUCAAGCAGCAGUUUGACGCCUUGUAUGACGAUGCUGAGACGCAAAAUUUCUAUGAAGCGCUGAAAAGAGACGUUGAGAAGCAGGCCGAGCUCAACAAAACGGAGUUUGACGGCCUGGAUGAUUAUGUACGGGUCCAGGUGGAAGGGUUUCGCCCGGGGAUGUAUGUCAGAGUGGAAGUUGGCUCUGUGCCCUGUGAACUGCUGGAUAACUUUGAUCCAACCUACCCGCUGAUUCUGGGAGGGCUUCUCAGGGGCGAAGAGAACAUUGGACUCGUUCAGACCAAGUUCAAAAAACACCGGUGGUAUCCGAAAAUUCUAAAAACUAGAGACCCGGUCGUUUUGUCUGUUGGGUGGAGAAGGUUCCAGACUAUUAUGAUUUAUGCCAAGCUGGAGGACAAUAUGAGACAGAGAAUGCUGAAGUACACUCCGAAGCAUUUAACUUGCAUGGGACACUUCUGGGGACCUAUUACACCUCAAGGUACUGGAGUUCUGGCUGUUCAGGAUGUUAACAGUAGGAAUAAAGGAUUCAGGAUCAUAGCAACUGGCUCAGUAGCAGAGUUGGACAAAAAUACACGAAUUGUAAAAAAACUAAAAUUAAUUGGAGAGCCUAAAAAAAUCUACAAAAAGACGGCCUUCAUCGGGGGUAUGUUUAACUCUAAGUUGGAGGUCGCUAAGUUCGAAGGUGCAAAAAUAAAAACAGUCUCUGGUAUUCGUGGAUUGAUAAAAAGAGCUGAAAAAACUCCAGGCUGGUUCCGAGCGACUUUCGAGGACAAGAUCCAGCUGAGUGACAUUGUGUUUUGUCGAACGUGGGUCAGGAUAGAGGUGCCGCAUUACUACAACCCGGUGAUCAACCUACUAUUGCCCCAUGGUAAGAAAAACGAGUGGCGAGGCAUGAGGACCGUGGCUGAACUCAAGAAAGCUAACAACAUCAAGGCCAAGCCCGAAGACUUCAAAGACUCGCUCUACACCCCGAUUGAGCGCCAGCAGAAAGUCUUCCAGCCCCUGAGGAUCCCCAAGGCUCUUCAGAAGGCGCUUCCUUACCGCGACAAGCCCAAACUCCAACCUCUCGAGGUCAAUCAUAGACCUCAGUAUUCAGAGAGACGAGUCGCCGUCGUCAGGAGCAAGGAGGAAGAGAGCAGAAGCGAUCUUAUUAAGAGGAUCCGCGCUCUUUAUUCUUACAAAGAGAAGAAAGCAAAAGCUGAGAUGUCCAAGCGCAUGGCUGAGCGCAAGAAGCUUUUGGACGCCGAGGAAAUGAAGCGCCUGCAGAAGGGCAAACAGCUGAAGAAACAAAUCUUCAGCACGCUCAGUAAAAUGGACGCUAAAAAUAAGAAUAGUCGUUAA
Cotesia congregata is the source of this 3579-nucleotide messenger RNA. The record is from the annotation of a GenBank genome assembly. Lineage: Eukaryota; Metazoa; Arthropoda; Insecta; Hymenoptera; Braconidae.